Molecule: messenger RNA, 4998 nt
Organism: Capronia epimyces CBS 606.96
Lineage: Eukaryota; Fungi; Ascomycota; Eurotiomycetes; Chaetothyriales; Herpotrichiellaceae
Exons: 5
Coding region: 1-4998 (1665 amino acids)
Biological process (GO): nuclear pore organization
Cellular component (GO): nuclear pore; nuclear pore inner ring
Molecular function (GO): structural constituent of nuclear pore
Source: RefSeq, a predicted model, not a curated record
AUGGAGAGCCUCACCCGUCUACAAUAUCUUCAUUCCGACCUCGUUGCCUUCGCCGAAGCCCGCCUCGCAAACAUCGAGCGUCUGUCGUUGGAACUAGAGGACAGCAUCCAGGAUUUUAGAAAGCUACUCGACAAACCAACACCCACUGCGUACGAUCGAGACGCUUACAACAAUGGCAAAAUCACUGUCGGCGACCUGGAAUAUGCAGUCAAUGAUGAAUUCAAACAUAUCAGCCGUGCAAUUGCCACAACCCUUGAGCUGGACGAAAUCGAAGCCGGCCGACUCCUCAUACAGAUGCAAGCCGAUUCGAAAGGAACAAGCGAUACAUUUGUGACGGACGCAGUGAGCAAUUACCACAAUGGAAGAGACCUGUUACUUCAAUGUCUGCGGAUCACGCUUCAACAGUCUCUCAAUCCUGAGAUGGAGCCUGAGAUCCGAGAAUUCUUCCAGACCAUCGUUGCAAAAGUACUCGAGGUUGACGGGGGAGGCACCACGGCUGGCAAUGGCUCGCGGUUUGCAAGAAAAUGUUUGAGUACAUUAGAGGACAUCGAGAAGCUUCAAACAAAGGUUGCAGAUGCGCUCCAGAGCAAAGCAGUGUUGGGCGAGCGACGAGGUUCCGAGUUCUAUGCCACCCUCGAGUUUCAAAGGGACAGUUUGUUCAAACAACAUGAAGCUCUCGCCUGCAGUCUCGCGUUUCUCUUUCAGGGCGACUACACCAAUCCGGAGGAUCUGCGAAAGCUCAAUGAUGCUGUCAAGCGCUUUAAUCGCCUUGAAUUUGGCUUGAUCCACUACCUUCCCGCGUUUUCGGCUGCGUUCCGGCAGUACGGGUCGCCAGGAAGCCAGCUGUCUCAGGAAAACUGUGCAUCCCUGGAUGGUCUCUUCGGCCCGUUACCCCAGGAUCCAAGUACCGCAGCUAUUCGCCCCUUCCGUGCCAUUUUGAGCCUCUGGUGGACAGUCGAAUAUAGCGGUCAGUUCCGAGACUUGACCGAGCACGGUGCAGACGCAGAGAAGCGGGCGAUCACUGUGAAGGCGGCCUUGGGAGAGGAUGCUUCAGAAUUCAUGCUUGCUAUAUGCACAAGCAUGAACUUGGAUGUGUGGCGACAUCCUGCUAGACAAGAACUUGUGGCACUGCUUCUUAGUGAGACAACUUUCGCUCUCGACGGCGAUCAAACCUCAUCCUAUUUCCGACUACACUUCAUGGAAUCUCUGGAGAAUUUCAUCGAGGCAUUCAUUUCGAAUUUACCCGAUUCUAUCCGGAAGCUCAAGGCUGAAGAAGACGACCAGCGACUGAAUCAAUUGGUCGCCAUGCAAGAAGGCCUACCGCCGGAUCAUAGAGGUGGUGUCGUGAGCAAGCUCCAGCUAGAAUGCUUUCUGGUUCUUAUCUCGUUCGCCUUCGAAGGGAGACCUGAAGCUGCAGAACAGUGGUGGGACGAUCCAGACAGCAACUUGUAUGGGUUUCUUCAAUGGGCAUCCCGACGGCAGACAGUUCCUCGAGUGUGCGCCUUCUGUGAGCUCCUAUGCUCUAUCUCCGAAGACCAGGAAUGCGCUGAAGCGGCCCACAAGUUUCUACUAGAUGAAUCACAGCCUACCUUGACAAGAGGUCGUCGCAACCCGUCAAUGAAUUAUCAGCAGAUAUUUGCCGAGCUCGAGCUAUACGCGCACAAGGUUCAUGAGCGGGCUACAAGUUCGCAAUUGCCAAAUAUGCGAAAGGUCGUGCCAACGGACAUGAACGAACUAGAAAGUCCCAUAAUGCUAUCUUGCUACCUGCGCCUGCUAGCCCAUCUGAGCCGACAGCCUAGUGGAACUCGGGAGUAUAUCCUCAGUACAAUGACACCAGCUUUUCCACAAUCCUUAUUGCGUCUCAGCUCUGGUCCGAUACCGAGUUAUCUGAGGGCGAGUGUCUUUGCGACUCUGGAUGCUCUGCUGACAGACAAGACUGCGCAAACUGCGGCUUUACUUUGGCAACUCCUGGACGACUGGGCAGCUAAUAGCCACGACAUACUUCGAUUAACCACGACCAAGCCUGCCCAGCCUUCUAAACCAACUCUUCUCGACUUGCAGAAUACCCUCAGUUCAGUUGCAGUGUCGUUUGACCAAUACGACUCGUUCGUUGUGCUGUUGCGCGACUUAACCGUCGCUCUCCCAUCCACUGGCCUGGGCGUCGAUAUGCUUCCUUUUCCAAGGGACCUGGGGUCAUCCUACAGAAGUCCAGGAAUCGAGCCAUACAUCGACUUUGUUUGUGGUCAAAUCUUCGUCAAACGAGUCCCGGAAAUCAAUGAUGAACUACAACGAUCGAUUGCCUCGUUCCACUGCCUGGAGUUUGUGGCUGUGGGCCUGGACGGUUUUAAUGAAGACUAUGUGGCAAUGGCAGAUCGUACCAACGCUCAGCGCGACGCUUCACAAGACGCACCAAUUGCCUCCACUUACGCUCAACGCAGUCCGUUUGCGAGGCUGAUGCAGUGGAUACUGAGCCUUGAGAUGACCAAGGGACUCAUGGAGACUCUACACGUGCCUACAGAGGCCAUCGAAUCCGCUUUGCCUGACUCGCCCUUGGUCCUCAGCCUACAACGCUCCAUCGAUAUCAUCAACCGGGUCCUUGAUCUACAACCGACCUAUUUCGAUGUCGUGAAACCAAUCCUUCUGGCCCAGUCGAUGCAGGAAGGGCUUUUCGCACGAUCCAGUGUCAACUCCCUUGAAGAUUGUGUGGCUGCACAUCCGGAAGUGAUACUAAAUCUGUGCCAGUACGCCGCAACCAGUCAUUCCGAACUGGCGCUCCGCGCUCUUACGUUGUUACAGAAGCUCUCCAGCUCACCCAAGCUUAACAACCACUUUCUUAUGACAGACCCUGUUCGUGGUCGUGCAAGAAGGAUAGUGGACAUGCUCGGUCCAAGUGUUGGCUUUGAGCUUGACCUAGUCGCCAGAAACAUGUCUUCCAGACUGCAAUUUGAACUCCGAGAGCUUGAGGACGGCUUUGAGUCCAUGAGCUACCUCAUCAAAGACGGGAUACUGGCAUUCUUCAACGCCUGCCUUGAAGCACAGCCAGAGCUUCCCACUCUUGCCCAUCUCCUGCUUGGCUUUAACAGACUAGGCGAGCGUCUGGCCAUUUCCGACUCCAUUGACGCGGGGAGCUCCGUCUUUCAUUCUGUUGUCGACCUCAUUCAGAACUAUCCUAACAAUGAAGACGGUGUGAUACUAUCGUGGCUGAUCCAUAUCAAGACGGCAGCGUUGCGUGUCAUGAGGCAGCUUUGGACUUCGCCCUUGUCAAUGUCUAUUGUUGUCGGUCAGCUUCGCAGACUCCAAUUUCUCCAGUCACAAUACCUCAGCCAGACUAUCAUAUCCCAGCAAACCUUCUGGGAUGGCAACACUGUGCUCCACGCCGCUUUUUGGUACAGCACAUCUGCCGAAGCCCUGGCCGAGUUUUUCGCUUUGCGAGCGUCUCUGUAUAAUUACACUACCACAGAGUUGAGGGCUGCUUCCCAUGAACAGUUGUCGACCACACUACGACAGGCGUUGUCUACACUGCAAGGAAAGACCACUGAUUUUGACGGCACCCUCAUUACGAACCCUGAUGUUUUUGCCCUUUUCGACUUUUUGGAGCUCGAUCUAUCCGCGUCUUUCGACUUAAGCUCCGACUUCUAUGGCAGCAUCGACUUCGAGGCUUACCUCACCGAAGAAUCCGACCGCGCUCCAAGUCUAUAUGAUGUCAAGCUAACGCGUGAAUCGCUGUAUGCCUACCGCCUGGAAUUGAUGCAAAAGCAGAUCGAGAGCCCAGGAAGCAACAAGAUUGACGAGCAGAUCUUGAUCGCCGACGCUGAUCGGAUACUGGCUACGAUGGAAGCUCGCAACCGGUGGGUUAUUGCACACAAAUCUAGAAGCGACGCGUUGCAUGAAUAUGUGGAAAUGGUCAUCACUAUCAUCGACACCUGUCCCAUGGACCAGCCGGCAAAGUCGCAGUUUAUCCUACGUAUGUUCCAGAUACUCUUGCCCAAGCUCGACGGGUUGAUCGUGGAUGAGUCGGCCGAUGUGGUCGAACUCGCAAGGGCGGCUGACGCCUUACUUUUUUCGCUUUCCAAGAUGACGCCGACCCACACUCAUACGGACAACCUCAUCACGGAGAGGCUUUUCCAACUAUUCCGUGCAUCAAUCGAGGGAAUACCCGGGACCAACUUCAAUCCAAGCCUCCGAACAAUCUUCUAUAGUAUCUGUUCGCAAUAUCUUGCUCGAAUCACAGCAUCGAGUAGCAGCGGGACAGAUGCGAACGCGAAGGCUCGGAGAAACAGUAUGGACUGCAUUCGGUCAGCGAGCCAGCGCCUCGUCCAAAUCGUGUGCGACGAUGCGGAAGAUGCCGUGGAUUCGUGUCGAAUGAAUGCACUCAAUCUUCUUGCACUGCUUAGUUCGCUAGCCCGGAUGGAGAAGUCAAACUACAUCCUCAACGGGCUUGUCAAGGCCAACGCACUUGAACUUCUCCUAGAACCUUCCAAACACAUCUCGGCUGAGUUUCAAAACUCGGACCCAGCCUAUCGUCCUUAUCUGCUGUCCAUUUUUGAAGCACGCAUGCUUCUCUUACUUCAGAUAUCGCGCACGCGCGAAGGCGCAAGCGCAGUCCUCGACGCCGGGCUGAUGACUGCAGCGCGCGACUCAAUGCUCUUCCGCGCCGAUCCUGAUCUCGGCAAUUCAAUGUCCAUCACCUCUGCCCUCCACACAUACUAUGUGCUCCUAUCCUCGACUCUACGCGUGCUUCUUUCCACCUUCCUCUCCCGCGGCGCGCAAAACGAGCAGAUCCAGUAUCUUGCGCGCACAUUCCUCACCGAGUACCGGGCAAACAUGGUGGGCGUGUUCAAGAAGUACAGCGGCGUCAAUGGCAAAACGGAUGCACGAAUACGUCCUCUCAUCACAGAAUGCGUGAGGUUCUACACAGGUCUAGCUACUCUGUCUGGAUUUGUCGAGUUUGAAGAUGCGUCAGGCAUGGAUCCCGCACAGGAUCAGGGCUUCUCGUGA